AUGGGUCAGAUCAAGCGUCGACGGAAUUCUGGAGAGGAUGUACUAUUAAAGAAGCUAGUAGAGGAACAUGGAGCAAAGAACGGGUACCCUUGGUUGAGCCUUUAUCCAUAUAUUGCCAAAUUCAGAGAAAUUUUCCCUUUUUCAUCAGUUUCACCAGUAUUUCCUGGUACAUCAAAAACAUUGAGUCUCUCUUUACCUGGAUUCCAAUCUAGCAAGAAUUUGAAUCCAAUAAAUCGAAUCGAGCAAGAAGAUGAAGUGACACUUGUAUUAGCAUAUGAACCCAAUCCAUCAAAUUUUAUGCCCCAAACAUCAAUAACUCAGAGUGAUAAUUCUGUUCUUACAAGUAUGGAGAAACAGUUAUUGAGCCCAAAUAUUUUGACAGUGUUACAAGAUAUGAUACGAAAAGAAGUUAAAAAUUAUGUUUUUGAGUUAGAGAAUGAAUGGGAUUCAAGGAACACAGAAGCAACAAUGGAUGCUAUAGUAAACAUUGUUAGCAAAGAUUGA
Messenger RNA from Solanum lycopersicum (tomato), 504 nucleotides. RefSeq lists its product as uncharacterized. The record is from RefSeq and is a predicted model, not a curated record. NCBI's taxonomy places the organism in Eukaryota, Viridiplantae, Streptophyta, Magnoliopsida, Solanales, Solanaceae.